AUGGCGAAGAAGAACAACAAAAAGAGGAGACCCGAUAGUGAUGAAGACGAUGACGAAACCUUCUAUUACCGUUACGCUUCGGCUCCUACUCCCCCCGCCAACCAACUGUCACGGACCUCCGCCUCUGGGACCAAACCCUCCAGCUCCGGUUCAGGUGCCCUAGCUCCUUCUAAAUCGACCCUUUACGUCUCCAACAUCGAUUACUCCCUCACUAAUUCCGAUCUCCACACACUCUUCUCCACCUUUGGCAAAGUCGCUCGCGUCUCUGUCCUCAAGGACCGCCAGACCCGCCUCAGCCGUGGCGUGGCCUUCGUCCAGUUCGUAUCGCGGAACGACGCCGUCUCGGCAGCCCGCCAGAUGCACGGGAAGGUCCUCAACGGGAGAACCCUAACGGCUUCGAUCGCCGCAGAUAAUGGCCGAGCCUCGGAGUUCAUCCGCAAGAGGGUUUACAGGGACAAGAGUCGGUGCUACGAGUGUGGUGCCGAAGGUCACCUAUCUUACGAGUGUCCGAAGAACCAGCUCGGGCCGAGAGAGCGACCUCCGCCGAAGAAAUUGAGGAGGGGUGGCGAGAAUUUGAAGAGGGAAGACGAGGAGGAUAACGAAGCGGGGUGGUCUGAUGGAGCUGGGGAAGUGUUUGAGGAUGAUAAUUGGGCGUCGGUGGUAGAUAGUGGCGCGGACGAGAGGUUGUUGAGAGAAGCAACCGGCGGUGAUAGUGGUUGUGGUGAGGAAGAGAAGAAGAAGAAGUUCAAGAAGACUAGUUACUUCAGCGAUGAGAGUGGUGAUGAGGAUGACUGAUGUCAACAGGUGGAGUUGCUCUUGAUAUGGGGUUAAUCAAAUUACUGGGCUUUGCCUUAUGAAGUUAUUAACUUUCUUUAUUUGAUUAAACUCUUUUAGCAUCGAGUUUGAGUUGGGUAAUGCUGGAAGAUGAUACAGUGGGUUUCCUUCUUAGGCUUGGUUAGAAGUUUAGGAGAUAAAAGAAAUCAUUUUAAGUGUGGAACAGAGUAUGAAUUAAUGGAUGGAGAGAAUAUAGAAUUCAGUUGCAGUCAAUGCAGCAUUGGUUAAAUCUCGGCAUUAUUGGGUAUAAAAAAAUCAUUUAUAUGCUAACAUUUUAGUCAAAAGCUCAUCUUUCAUUUGUUUGAGUUCAUUGGAUCUGUCAAAUUGUUUCUCAAAGAUGUCCAAGGUUAAUUUAGAUGGCCUCGACAUUGUUUAACUUGUAGUCUUGUAUUAUGCAAAAUGCUUUGGCUGCUUGAUACUGUGAUGACUCCAGUUGAAUUAUACUGAAGAAUCAGGCUUCUUAAUUUCUAUAGGCGUCUUGCAUGUUCUCCCUGUAUCACCAGCUGGCAAAGUGUAGUAUUUCAUCAACAGAUAAUCCUAUCAGAUUAAUAUGGGUCAUUGGAAUAUGCCUUGCAAUUUGCAUAUUGUACAUAAUGCCGUGGAAUGGAUCAUUGAAAUUUUUUGCUUGUUCUGGCUGCAAAUUAUAUGUACUGCUUGCGUUAUAGUUUUCAUUCAUUACUGUUCAAUUGGCAUUAUGCAAAUAAGAUAAACUUUCUCUCUUUAUUUUCAUUAUGAUUACAAUAGCAUUCGUUGUACUUCUUGAAUGGAAUGUAUUUCUUGAUCAGCAAAUAAGAAUGCGAAUAACGAACCUCCAAGUCAUAGUUGGUACAUGUUUACUUUUCUACAGCAAACAAUUUUGGAUUACACUGUGGAGAUAUUGGGAGAAUAUUGAUAUUCAGGUCUAUUUUUAUACAUAUAAUAAAUCUCAACUAACAAAGGUCGACAGAAAAAUAUUGCCUGCCCCAAAUGAAGCCUAGGUCUUGUCCGCAUUUUCAGAAGCUGCAGCGGAAACCGUGGAGCAAAACUUCUUUCCUCCGGAGAUUUGGAGCUUUCUCGCUCAUUGUUUUGAUUUCUGGAGAAAUAUAAGUAAUUCUAGGUGAGAAAGAUAGUUUAGAGAUGAUAGAUUUAUGUAGGAAAUCAGAAGAGACUUACCAUCAUUUCAUGGUCUCCCAUUAUCUCUUCUAUCACCUCCUGCAUAGGUUUAUCGGCACUGUUUGGAACUAGUGCUGCAAAGAUAGCUGGUUCUAGUCCUAUAAACCAGGACCCUUUUUAAUUACACAUGAACUACUCAUUGUACGUGAUAUGAUUUAACAAGUCAAAACUCAGUUUUCAUUGCUGUACUGUAGUACUUAUAUUAUUAAAGGCUCUGAUUUCAGAUA
This is a messenger RNA of Cannabis sativa, 2213 nucleotides long. Its product is annotated as U11/U12 small nuclear ribonucleoprotein 31 kDa protein. The transcript has a single exon. Gene Ontology annotation, cellular component: U12-type spliceosomal complex. Gene Ontology annotation, biological process: mRNA splicing, via spliceosome. The record is from RefSeq and is a predicted model, not a curated record. Lineage: Eukaryota; Viridiplantae; Streptophyta; Magnoliopsida; Rosales; Cannabaceae. Gene Ontology annotation, molecular function: zinc ion binding; RNA binding. The coding region runs from base 1 to 795 and encodes 264 amino acids.